GUCUCUAUUGCAGGGAAUGGGUAGAGUGGCGGUUAAUGUGAGUGUCCCUCUGAUAACGGCCAUGAUGGGAGGGGAGGAGGUGGUAAAAUAUCGGCUGCCAUGGUAACAGGGAGACGCGGUUUGCUGAGGUGACUAUGGCCCCUGGGCCCGGACGUGUAUGAGGCAGCAGGAUGGCUUCCAAAAAGAAAUCUGGAUUUAAAGAUUCUAUUGAUGACGUCCUUGGAGAUCUUCUCGAUGAUGAUGAUGCAUCUCCUCCAAGGCCACGCAAAGCAUCCUCUGUGGCCUCUGCAUCUGCCAAUAGAAAUCGGACUACUGCUUUGUCCAGUACUGCCAAAAAGUCACUGCUUGAUGAUGACUUCUUCAGUCAACUUGCCAAAGAAGCAGCAGAGGAGUCUGAUGUCUCUGAGGGCGACGCACAGGCUCUGCUUGAAAACUUGAAGAACUUGGACGAUAUGGAUGCAGAGUUGUUUGUAUCCCGAAAGCCAAAAUCGGCCCCUGUAAAGAAUGCCAGUCAAGCCAUUAUCGGGGACCUGAAGAGUCAAGACAAGACAAUGAGUGGUAUAAGAGGAACAUCAGCACCUGAACAGGAGAAGAAACCCCUUUCUGCACCUGUUGGCCAAGCCCGACCUUACAAGAAAUUCUCUUUUGAUGAUGUGAAGGAUUCUCUUGAUGGGUUUCUGUCUGAUGAAGAUAAUGGGUUUGCAAAGAAGUCAAAAUCUCUGGGCUCUAAAUCUGUCCCGCAACAGGCCCCUGUGAAGAGCAGCGAGACAGCAGCCAUCAGUCCAGCAAAACCCUCCCCAGCUUCUCACAGGAAAAAUGAUCUGAACUUUGAGGAGGACACUGAUGACAUUAUGGAUGCUCUAGGAUUUGGGAACCAUCCUGAAAGUCCCCAGAAAGAGAAGCGCUCUGCACCACAGCCCGCACGUUCCAAAUUUGAUGAGCUGUUAGGGAGGGGGACUUCUGCCAAACUGCUGGAGAGGCCACUAACCGGGGAAAAGAAAGAAUUCAUAUUGGAUCCCAAGUACCAGAAGAUGCCAGAAAAGGAGAAUUCGUUAAAAGAUGAUGACUUUGCUUUUGGCUCCUACCAACCCACUAUGGCAUUCAGUCCAGAAGGUCGACCAUCGCGGCGAUCAUCAGUCAGAUUUUCUGCAGAAAGUAAUGGAGCCAUGAAACCUGAUGCAAGAUCUCGCUCUGCCACCCCUGUGGCCCGGAGCCCAGCAAGGGGGGAGAAGAGCGGAGCUGAUUGGUUAGGUCUAAAGGAUGAAGAUGUCCCCGAUCUAACUCCUUCACUUCCUUCAAGAGAUCCUCCUCGACCCUCCACUGUCACACCUAGCUCUGCUGGUCGACCACCGUCUGGAACUAAAACAGAUGCUAGAUUGGCCCCCCAACCAAAAACCUCUCAGACUGACACCCCCACUGUACAACAGGAAGAUGAUGAGUGGUUGACCUCUGCCCUGUCUCGGAAGAAGGCUCAAAAACAGGAAGAACAAAAAGUCCAGACUCAGAAUGGUGUAAAACAGACUUCUGCAGGCAGUGGUCCAGUAGUGUCUGUGAGCACCACCCAACAGUCAGACCAUGGCAGGACCAUUCAAGAGACCUCUCCAAUCUUAGCAGAGGCAUCUGGAGCUCCAUUACCCUGGGAUAUUGAUGGAAAAGCAGCAUCCUCCAUCACUCCUUUAUCUUCCAGACAAAAGGAAAAUCCUGUUCCAGCUCCAGCUACUUCAGAAAUGAACAGACACAGAGCUCAGCCGUCUACUGUUCCAUCUAAAAUCCAAGACGACAAGAAGGAAUCUCAUAGUCAUGUCUUGCAAAACAAGUUGCUGGAUCUUGAGGCUCAGGUACGAAAACUUCAGCUGGAGCGUGAACGGCAAAACCUGAUACUGGAGACAUUGCAACAGAGGCACAAAGAAGAUCUUGAAUUAAUAGAGAACGCACACAGAAAUCGCUUGAAGCUGCUGGAAGAUUCUGCCCGGCAUAGAGAGAAUCGUCUACAACAGGAGAACCAGGAGCUUUCUGCACAAUACAUUUCCCGCUGUAAGAGUGCAGAGCAGGAGAAAGCAGAAUUGCUGGCUCAAUAUCAGAAGAAACUCACAGAGUUUCAACAAGAAAAGGAUUUGGAAAUAGAAAGGAUACGAGAACUUCAGAGAGUGUCUGUCCAGGAAAUGUGCAAAGACCAUGAAGAACAACUGCAGCGGCUCAAACGCCUGAAAGAUCAGGAAAUAAAUGCAGUGACCAGCGCUUCUUCACACACAAGGUCUUUAAAUGGCAUCAUUGAGCAAAUGGAGUCUUUCUCGCAUAAGCUCAGUGAUCUGUCAGUGAGAGUGGAAAGCACCCAAGUAAACACAUCCCAGGAGUUAGAACUUGGAGCCCGUCAGAGAGAAGGGCAGCUGAGAGCACUACAGGAACGCUUGACACGACAGCAGAAAGAUAUGGAGGAUGAGAGGAACAAUCUGCGGGUGAUCAUAACCAAUAUGGAGACUCGGCUGAAUGAGCAGAGUCGUCUUCUGGAACAGGAACGAUGGAGAGUGUCUUCAGAACAGGCAAAGGUGCAGUCACUACAGCGCUCCCUCGAGGAGGAGAAGAGAAUCAUGACCCAUCAGAUGGCAAUGGAGAGAGAGGAAUUGGAAAGGGCGAAGAGUGCUCUGCUGGCGGAACAUCAGUCAGUCAUGACUCGCUGCGAAGAAGAGCGGAAGAAACUCGCUGCUGAGUGGUCUGAAUUUCACACACAGCAGAAACUGAGCAAGGAGCGAGCGGAAAAAGAUGUCAGCAGAGCAAUAAUGGCGGAGUCCCAUCGAGAAAGCGCCAUUAUCAAUCUAGCUAAGGAACAGGCAGAGCUGAAGGUGCAGUUUAGUGAGCUGCGGAAUAAAGAGCAGCAGCUGGCAUUGGACAGGGAGGCUUUAGAAAAGGAGAGACAGGAGCUGAGGCUUGAGAAAGAACGGGUCAGUGCCUCUGCCCUCCGUGUUCAGCAACGAACAGCGGAAGUAGAAAGUGUGAGCAAGCUGGCCUCUCAGCGUUAUGAAGAAGGGGAAAAGGGUUUAGCCGAAGCCAAAAAAGUGGAGUCUGGACACCAGGAAAGGCUGAGAGCCAUUCAAGGGCAACUGGAAUAUUUGAGACAACGGGAGGAACAUCUUCACCGGGAGCAUAUAAAUCUGGAGCAUCAGAGAAGGCAGCUAGAACAGCUUAGACUGGGGCUGCCCACUGCAUCCUUGCUGCUUCCUAACAGAGACCUGGAGCUUCAGCAGAUACAGCCACUCUCUACAUCACUUCCUGUGAACGGUUUGCGCCUUGCUGUGCCCAGUAUUACAGUUGCCAGCUCAGGUACUCCGCAAGAAAGAGCUCAUCAGAAGUCGGACCUGCAAGCCAUGCUGGCCGUGUAUAAAAUCCAAGCACAACAGGACUGGGACUACAUAGAAAGUGAGAAACUUUAUUUGGAAGCUUUGAAGAAAUCUUCUCCCUCCUCCUUGAGUGUAUGAACGCAAUGAAGUGUUUACUUGAAAGCCCACAGGACCGGACCCACUUACCAGUGGGCAGCUCUCCUUCCUUGAUG
Molecule: messenger RNA, 3547 nt
Organism: Bufo bufo (common toad)
Lineage: Eukaryota; Metazoa; Chordata; Amphibia; Anura; Bufonidae
Gene: FBF1
Product: Fas binding factor 1
Exons: 29
Coding region: 171-3473 (1100 amino acids)
Biological process (GO): cilium assembly; establishment of epithelial cell polarity
Cellular component (GO): ciliary transition fiber; centriole; ciliary basal body
Source: RefSeq, a predicted model, not a curated record